Acanthosepion pharaonis is the source of this 948-nucleotide messenger RNA. Lineage: Eukaryota; Metazoa; Mollusca; Cephalopoda; Sepiida; Sepiidae. The record is from the annotation of a GenBank genome assembly.
AUGUCACCGAAAGAGAUGCACUGUCCUCAGGAAUUACAACUCAAUAAUUUUUCAUUAGAUUAUUCAAACCCAAGUGUUUUUUACACGCCCAGAUUCCUCGGAAGAUAUGGGUUUAUGACGUGGCGUUUUAUUGUGUGUAUCACACACAUUGUUUUAAUGAUGCUGAUUUGGACAUAUCACGAACACACUGCAGAGGCCCGCCUUAAAUUAUUCAUCUAUUACGCUUACUGGAGUUAUCUGCUCUUAGUUUUGAGCACAGUCGUUGAUCUCAUUCUCGUCAUUUACUGCGAGGCUUACUUGCGACCAACAGAAGAGAGGAAGAUUUUAUUACGAAGUGAAUCGGAGGAAACAACGACUCCAUGGUACAUGAAGCUAUGGUGGACAGUAAUGAAUUUGGCAUACCCUUCCACUUUUAUAUCCACGAUACUCUUUUGGGCAUUCAUCCAUCCACACAGGCCUGCCGGCAGUGUUGAUGGUUGGGUAGUUAUUGUCCAUCUGGAAGGGUGUCUCUACAUCGUAGUCAACAUGGUGUUUUCCCGAAUACCUGUACGCAUCUAUCACACAUGGCAGAUUGUGUCUCUCAACGUCGUCUACGGCUUUUUCACCUGUUUCUACUACAUUGCCGGUGGAACCAAUGAAUACGGACAACGUGAAAUUUAUUAUUUCAUCCAGUGGAAGAACAGAAAGGAAAUGAUGCUUAACGCCUCCCUGGCUCUCUUCGUCUCUGCUCUGAAACUUGCUUCCUACAUAAUGCUUGCUUGUAAAGACUAUGAGUGCAUGGACCUUGUGUCAGGGAUGUGUCGUCUAUGGCGAUGUCACUGCGAUAAGUAUCACCAACAGAACCCACGAUUACCAACUGAAAAAGACAAAAGACAUGUUAGAAUGCAAGAGACAAUAUCUAUCUAUCUAUCUAUCUAUCUUCAUCGGAGAUACACUAUUUUUACUUGA